AUGGAACCUACCGGUGCGCCUACCAGCAGCUCGGCCUCCGGCCGCACGUCGGUGAUCGACUCCAUCCGCGGCUUCACGCUGGCCGGCGUGCGGGUCAACAAGGAGGAGCUCCGGCGGAAGGUCACGAUCCCCCGGUACCUACGGCUUGCCAUGAGGGAGGCGAUCCGGGAGAGGAGCGGCGGCGGGACCGCCGCCGCGGCCCGGCUGCAAGAGGUGGCGGAGCCGGCCGAGUGGCCGACGGUGGUGUUCGUGAAUUCGAAGAGCGGCGGGCGCCACGGGCCCGAACUCAAGGCCCGACUGCAAGAGCUCAUGGGCGAAGAACAGGUUUUCGAUCUUUUGGAGGUGAAGCCUCACGAAUUUGUUCAACACGGGCUGUAUUGCCUAGAGAGUUUCGCUAGCCUCGGAGACAAAUGCGCGCAAGAGACUCGCGAAAAGCUUAAGAUUGUGGUGGCAGGAGGUGAUGGGACUGUCGGUUGGGUCCUAGGUUGUCUUGGGGAGCUUAGCAAACAGGGGAGACUGCCAGUUCCACCGACCGGGAUUAUUCCGCUUGGUACCGGAAAUGACUUGUCGAGGAGUUUCGGUUGGGGUGGUUCGUUCCCGUUUAAUUGGAAAUCAGCUAUGAAAAGAACACUUGAAAAGAUAGCCACUGGCCCUUCUGCUCGUCUCGAUAGUUGGCAGGUUUUAAUAUCAAUGCCGAGUGGGAAAGAGUUGGAUACACCUUAUUCUCUCAAGGCAAUAGAAGAAACACCUCUUGAUCCGAAACUAGAAGUCGAGGGGGAGCUCCCGGAGAAGGUGUCUUGCUAUCAUGGAGUCUUUUAUAACUAUUUUAGCAUAGGUAUGGAUGCACGAGUUGCUCACGGUUUCCACCAUUUACGAAACGAAAGACCUUACCUUGCUCGAGGUCCCAUCUCAAACAAGAUGAUUUAUUCUGGAUACAGUUGCACGCAAGGGUGGUUCUGCACGCCGUGCAGCAGUGAUCCCGGUUUAAGGUCUCUGAAGAACAUCCUAAGAAUAUACAUUAAAAAGGUUCACGCAUCAAAGUGGGAGCAAAUCCCUGUACCAUUGAGUGUGAGAUCCAUAGUUGCUCUUAAUCUUCCUAACUAUGGAAGUGGAAGAAAUCCAUGGGGAAAAUUGAAGCCCAAUUAUCUUGAGAAGAGAGGAUUUGUCGAGGCCCAUGCGGACGAUGGAGUUCUCGAAAUCUUUGGUUUGAAACACGGAUGGCAUGCCUCGAUGGUGAUGGCUGAAUUGAUAUCUGCAAAACACAUAGCCCAGGUUUCGGCUGUCCGGUUCGAGCUCAGAGGCGGAGAAUGGAAAAAUUCAUACAUGCAAAUGGAUGGCGAGCCGUGGAAACAACCGAUGGAUAAGGAUUUCUCGACUUUUGUCGAGAUAAAGAGAGUGCCUCAUCAAUCGGUCAUGAUCGUGAGAGAUUAG
This is a messenger RNA of Striga hermonthica, 1431 nucleotides long. NCBI's taxonomy places the organism in Eukaryota, Viridiplantae, Streptophyta, Magnoliopsida, Lamiales, Orobanchaceae. The record is from the annotation of a GenBank genome assembly.